GCUUUAAAUCAUCUAUUAGGCCACUCUUUGGAGCUCUGUUUCUGAUUUAUUCUGUGUACAAAGAAUGAGAACUUCAACCACCAUUUUUACUAAAGAUGUUUACAAGAGGCUAAUAGAGCCCUCUGCGGGUGUUUGAGUUCGUUCGUAGUUGGGUUCGAUACUAUAAGUUUGUUAUUCUCAAGCUAUCGGAUUUUCUGAUUAGCAACAAUUUUCCAAUGGGUUGAUGAAGUGGAAUCAGCCUAUGUUCUUCUCAUGGUUAAAUGGGAUUGCUUGAAUAAAGUGAUGCAGAAAAGGCUGUAAAACAGGUGGAGUUGGGUAGGGUUGGUUGCAUCAACUUUGAUCAACUUCUUCAAAUGGGAAAUUUUCAAGGGAAAAAAUGGGUACAAGAAACUGUCACUCUCAUUGGUUAUAAAGAAGACUUUCAGGGUGCAUUCCAUUUGUCUUUCAUCUCCAUAACCUCACUUUCAAAACAUUAUCUAUGGAGAUUCUGAAGAUUUUGGCGGUUGUAAUAUUUGGUGUGGUUUUGUGUGGAAUUGAAAGUUUAGGCGAUGGAGAACAUCUAGUUUUUGACUAUUACAAAGAAACAUGCCCUUUCGUCGAAGAUAUUGUUCGGCGACAGGUCGAGAUUGCUGUGCUCAGAGAUCCUCGAAUGGCUGCUUCACUCCUCCGCUUGCAUUUCCAUGAUUGUUUUGUUAUGGGGUGUGAUGCAUCAAUUCUUCUGGAUAGCAAUGAGGAGAUGGUGAGCGAAAAACAAGCGGCUCCGAACCUUAACUCUCUGCGCGGGUUUAACGUCAUUGAUGAGAUCAAGUACAUACUGGAAGAAGCUUGUCCUCGUAUUGUUUCGUGUGCUGAUAUUUUGACCAUUGCAGCACGUGAUGCUGUCUUGCUCAGAGGAGGACCUGGAUGGGAAGUUUUGCUAGGAAGGAAAGACUCUUUGAAAGCAAGCUUUGAUGGAGCCAACAAAUACAUCCCUUCUCCAAAUGCCUCUCUUGAGACCCUCAUUGCCAAUUUUCAACAACAAGGCCUUGAUGUGGGAGACUUGGUUGCUCUUUCAGGAAGCCACACCAUAGGAAAAGCAAGAUGCUUGAGCUUCAGACAAAGAGUAUACCAAAAGAACCCAGAGGAAGAACAUGACAGAUACAAGGGGCACAACACAUACAGAAGAGUUUUAAGGUCCAUAUGCCCUAAAACAGGGCAAGACCAGAGGAUUGCACCCUUAGAUUUUGGGACACCAGCAAGAUUUGACAACCACUACUUCCUCAGCAUUCUUCAAGGCAAAGGGCUUUUGGGGUCUGACAAUGUGCUCAUAACCCAAGACUAUGAAGGUGACAUAAGAAGACAAGUUUGGAGCUAUGCCUCUGACCAAACCCUUUUCUUUGCUUCCUUUGUUAAGUCCAUUGUCAAGAUGGGGAACAUCAAUGUCCUCACUGCCCAUCAAGGUGAAGUAAGGAAGAAUUGUAGGGUUACCAAUUACUAAGGUUUCUCUUCGAUUCAUCUACAGUGGAUAUUUCAAUCUCUCAUUUGAAGUUUAUUCCUUUUGUAAUUUGCGUAUUGUGUAUAUCAUAUCCUGAAAAUGGAUUUUGAAUGAUUACUACGUGCAUUAUUUGUAAA
Molecule: messenger RNA, 1611 nt
Organism: Momordica charantia (bitter melon)
Lineage: Eukaryota; Viridiplantae; Streptophyta; Magnoliopsida; Cucurbitales; Cucurbitaceae
Product: Peroxidase superfamily protein
Biological process (GO): hydrogen peroxide catabolic process; response to oxidative stress
Molecular function (GO): heme binding; peroxidase activity
Source: RefSeq, a predicted model, not a curated record